Messenger RNA from Caenorhabditis sp. 36 PRJEB53466, 2835 nucleotides. Lineage: Eukaryota; Metazoa; Nematoda; Chromadorea; Rhabditida; Rhabditidae. The record is from the annotation of a GenBank genome assembly.
AUGUCUCCUUCGAAGACGUCUCCAACGGAACCAACGUGGAAGAGUUCAGUAAGUUGCUCAUAGAAAUGUUAUGGGGCUAUUCAACGUAUGUUUGUUUCCCGUUUUUUUCGUUUUUUUUUACAUCGCUGAAUUGGAUUUUUUGAUGAAGACAAACGAAAACACGGAAAACAAUCAUUUUUUCACAGCCUGAAUAACCCCAUUACGGAUUAAGUGGUUCUAUUAUAUCGAUUUGCAGCUUGGAAAAGCGCUAGCACCAGGAUCAGAGUGGCCGGACAAAGACGAGCUGUUGGAUGUCGUCUACUGGGGAAAGCAAGUAAGUGUUUUUGUAGAAAUUUGAAAAAAAAUUGAAUUAAUCUCGAGUGUUUUCAAGUUCCCUAAACACAAGUCCAGGGAUGUUUUUUCUUUGUGUAAAAGUACUUGUCGCCUUUAAUUCUAGAACGAUAAAUAUUAAAUUUGAAUCACCAGGUCUUGUCCUAACAAAAACGUCAUUUUAAAACGUAAAACAAGAUAUCAAGAAAUUUCGUGAAUUACACGGGACUGUAUCUUAAGAAGAUUCCUCACCGGUAGUCCCGGUACAAGUGAAGUUCCAGACACUCGGGUUUUCGGGAAAUUCUGAAUAGUGCAAAACGAUCUAAAAAUGUUGCAGGUACUCUCUCUGUUCGUCGGCCUCAUCUUCGGUUUCACCCCCAUGACCGGAAUUCUCGGCAUCAUCUCCUACGUCGUAAUUUCGUCGGUCGUCGCGCAACACUACGUAACCAAGUUCCAAAAGGUCGACGAAGAUGACGUCGGCGGCUUCUGGGAGCUCUCGAAGGAAGGAUUCGGCGCCGCGUUUGCCACCUACAUGGUGACUUGGAUCACUGUAUACACGCACACAACACAAGCAUAGAAAACAGAUUAAAGUUAUUGGUACCACAGAGUUCUGAAUAUUACUCUCUUUCGCAAUCUCGCGUGAAACUCCGACCGCGACUAGUAGCUUUUUAGAUUUAUCAAUUUACGUGGAAACUCCGAGACCGGUAGAGCGUGAUUUCCAGUCAAACUUCUGUGGCAGCAGUAUUAAUAUUACAUAUUUAUUUGACCUUCUCUUCAUAACCUUCUUUUUUUUUAAUCGUCGUUCUUUCCUAGUUCUCUUGUUUUUCUGUGAUUUCCUAUCAUGUCAAACAUUUUCUUAAUUUCAUAUGAAUAUCGAAUUUUCGUUUUUCUUACAAAGGCGUGAGAUUUUGACACAAAAUGUAUGCGACCAGAACUGUAUACUUUCUUUCUUCAAAUCGCCAUACACAGUUUCUUUUCAGAUGCGAUUACUCUAUUUUCUAUCUUUUCUUCUAGUACCUGCAGAAUCCGGUAGGGAUUUGACCGUUAUUCUAGUGGGCUCACGAUAUAAGCUCACCGAGCAACGUGUCAGUGAGCGAAGAAUCAAAAUUUUGAAAGAAUGUGAAGCAGAAAAGGUUAGAAGUUCCAAAUCGUUUGACGGGUACUUGAUCCACCUCCUUCAGCUCUCCUGCUCUGUUUUUGAUGCUCUCAACGGGUUCAGCUCCACAGAUGAACCGUUACAAGGAAUGUGGACAUUGACUCCUGUCAUUCUGAAGCUUCCGAAUGUGUCCGACUGGACAAUAGUUUCUGAAGACACUUCUGAAAUCGGCGUAAAAUACUUGAAGCGCUACUCGAACUCGGAUAAGUCAAUUUUCAGUGGCUUCGGUUUGAAAGAUAAAGAGUAAACAAUUUUGUGUCAAUUCACAAAGUCUACAAGUUGCCUUCAGAGCAACAAUCAUACACCACUUUGGUAUGAACACACCCGAUAACUUUCAAUACCCUCUUCUCUCCGCUGGCUUCAUUUUGUCUAGAGUAGCGAUAGAAAGGAUUCGAAAAGCACGAGAAGACGACCGAUGGAAUGGAUUUGCAAUUGACGCGAGCUACGAGGCAAGUGCAACGCCGUUCAUAAUGUCAUUUUCCCCCUUUCCUUUCCAGUUCGCUCUUCUUCUUUACAAACGGCUGAGUCUUCGUUUGACGCACGACCCCAGUGUUUUCUGCUGUGGAAACCACUCUGUCUCGGACGGAUGUCUAGUCAGAUGCUCCGUCCCUCAGCCAACUAGCGCUACUCUCAGAGAUACAGAUAUCCAAGUGAUGAUCAAAACAUACACGGGCUAUCAUCAAAGCCGACUACCAGUGCUCAGGGACACGUGGACAGCUCGCAUUCCGAGAGUAGAGUACUGUAGUGACAAAAGAGAUGAGCAGAUUCCAACGAUAGACCUUGGAGUUGCUAACACCGACAGAGGGCAUUGCGGCAAGACAUGGGCAAUUUUCAAACGGUUCUUGGAAAAACCAGGAGACGGAACCAAGUGGUUGCUUAUCGCUGAUGAUGACACUUUGAUGAGUUGGAAAAGAUUGAAGAACGUGUUGGAAGCUUUUGAUCCAAAAGAUUCGAUUAUAAUUGGUGAGCGAUACGGCUUCGGGUUAAGUGUGAACGGCCAAACUGGCUACGACUAUCCAACUGGAGGAUCUGGGUAGUGAUAAAGAAACCUUGAGGCUUCUAACAAAUUAUCUGUUUUCAGAAUGAUAUUCUCCCGAUCAGCAGUGCGUUAUCUGCUGGAGACAUGCCCCGCUUGUGCAGCGGACAACGAUCCGGAUGAUAUGACAAUUGGAAUAUGUGCUAUCCAGUCGGGAAUUCCGAUAGUUCAUGAGCCGGGGCUACAUCAGGCACGACCUCAAGAUUACGCUCGAGAAUGCCUGCAGUAUCCCAUUUCCUUCCAUAAGUUCACCGACAUCGAUCCAAGGCAUGUUUAUCGAACAUAUUUAGCUGACGAUGAAGAAAGUGAGAUCGAUAUAAGGUCAGAGCUUUAG